Messenger RNA from Delphinapterus leucas (beluga whale), 5643 nucleotides. RefSeq names its product abhydrolase domain containing 14A (gene ABHD14A). NCBI's taxonomy places the organism in Eukaryota, Metazoa, Chordata, Mammalia, Artiodactyla, Monodontidae. The record is from RefSeq and is a predicted model, not a curated record. Gene Ontology annotation, cellular component: cytoplasm.
UGUCAAGGUAACAGGGGUGCCCCGCCCCCUCCAUGACUAACACCCGGUGGUUGGGCAGCUGCUUCAGGUGCUCAAAGCUGGUCUGACCCAUGGGGUCCUGGUCUCCAUAUACGAUAAGAACUGAGGUCUAGAGAAAGCAAAGGGAGGCAGAGUCAACAGGGACCUGCUCCACCAGCCCCAGCCUCCUAGAGAUCAAUUCCAGCCCUCCCCAUCACUUUGGUCUCUCCCUGGGGUCACUGCAAAUGACAGAGAGAGACAAGUUGGCCCAGUGCAGGGAUGGUUUGGAGAGGUAUGAAUUUGUGUAUGCCCCAGCACACAGUUUAGCACAGGGCUUGCCACAGUAAUCUUCUGCCUAGUACACCAAAAGGGCAGAGUUUGGUGGUUCAACUCCUCCCGGAAGCUACCCCUUUGGUUACCCAGUACCCAGGGAUGGACUGUUCCUUGCUCCUGGCAGGGACAUCUCAGCUUCCCACAUAAGGGUACCUUCACUCUGGCAUAGUCGGCAGCAUUGAUUUUGUCAGUGCAGAUGGGGGCCACUGGCACAUAGCCCCGGAUCUGGGAGCCUGGGGCCACGAGGAAGGGCAGGGAGUACAUGCCACUCAACGAUGGGCUGAUCACGACUGGGGGGCCCAUAUCCAAGGCAUCCACCACAGUUGCCAGAAAGCUGCUGGGGACCAGCUCCCCAACAGGGGCAGGGGCUGUUGCUUCCUUGGAUCGCCCCAGACCUGCAGGGAUUCAGGUGUGGGAGAGACAAAGGUGGUGAGUAGGAAAACAGGGGAGAGAGGGUCCCUUCCUCCAGGAAGCCCUCCUAGGUCAACCUCUGUGCCAGGUUCCUGCAACAGGCAGUGUUGCAUGCUGUAGUUAUUCCUACAGCAACCUAGGUCUGUCAUAUCUGUAGCAAGCAUAAGGCAUUUCCUUCCAUGUUUGUGCCCAUCUCCCCCAGUACAGCGUCCUCAAAGAAUCAGGCUCUGAAGCCCAGCUUGGCCAGAUCCAAGUCCCAAUUGUCCACUAUAGAUUAUGUUAGCUUGGGAAAGUCCCCUCAGCCCUCACUCUACUGUUCAGUUUCCCCAUCUGUUAAAAGGAGGUAACAAAAGUGUUUGCCAUUUGAGAUUGUUGUGAAAAUUGAUUUAACUGCUUCAAGGCACCUGUCCCAGGGCUGGCAGGGUAGAUGCCUCCAGGACAGUGGAUGAGAGACUGGCUCUGCACACAUCCCUCCCCUCCAAUUAGUCAGUCCCUACCUUCUGCAGGAUUAGUUCAAGGCCUUGGCCUUGAAGCUCAGCCCAAUCCACUGUCAGAACCAAUCCUGUCCCAGCCUGGAGGCCCGCCCUUGGGCACUGAGACCAUACCAGCCAUGGCCAGUGAGGGGAGCAGGUUGGCCAUGCUGCCACCUUCACACUUGGCACCAUGGGCUGGGGCCCGCCAGUUGAGGUUAUGACUGGCAGUCUUGUGCUGCUCCUCCCUCCCUCAGGACCUAAAUUAGGGCUUUGUAUGUGGGAUCAUGACUGGGGGCUUAGCCACCCCCAAAGGUGCCAGGGGACUCAGUGUCACUCCUCAGGGCUUCCAACAGAGCCUGUGGUUUCGGCUCUUUCAAAAUAUUUUACUUCCAAUCGACUGAGCACCGAUUAUUAUGUGUUAGGUACUGGCCACAUACUCACAUGGAUAAUCUCAUUCCAUUCUCAUUAGAGCCAAACCCCAGAAUGAGUGUGGUUAUCUCCCAUUACAGAUGAGGAAACAGAAGCAGAGACACUGAGACAUUGCCCCGGGCAACACAGUUAGAAGCAGCUGGGCAGUGUCCAGACCACACCCGGCUGGACUAGAGAAGCUCAAAGGCCCUUGUAGUGUGCACUGCGCCCUGUCUAGCUCAGGAGUCAGCCUGGCUAGGUCCUCCCAGUCCCCCAGCCCCCAACCCUGGGUCCCCAGUGAGGCUCCCACAACCCCUGUCCAGAAGCCUUCCCUGGAGUUACCUGGCAGGUCAAUGGCCACAGCCCAGUAGCCAGCCUGGGCCAGCCUGUGCAGCGUGCCCAGGUUCUGCCAGGUCUCGGAGGAGAAGCGUAUGCCAUGCAACAGCAGCACGGAGAAGCGGGUGGCCUGCCCACUGCCCGGGUGAGCCUCUCGGAAAAAGAGGCUCUGGCCCUGCACCUGGAUGGUGCCCUCGUGCUGCUCCACGCCCGCCAUACCUCCUGCUGUGCUGGUGAAGCACCUGUGGUUCAAGGCCAGGCUGAUGAGAAGCCACAGAACACCUUGCCCAGGUGGAGCAGGGAGGCUGCCACAGACAGGGCAGGGGUCCCUCCUGGAGCAUCAAGGAGGCUCCCAAAACUCUAGGAACAUGCUUUGGGGUGAGGAAGACAUAGGUGUUAUUUCUGCAUCUGCCACUACCUAAUUGCCUUGGUUUCCUCAUCUGAAAUAUGGGACAUUAAAGCCUAUCUCAAGAAUUUAUGAGUUAAAAAAAAAAAAGAAUUGAUAAUUGAUGGUGCCUGCCUUUGGAAAGAACUUAAUACAUGGGUCUGCCAUUACAAUUAUUGUUCCCAUUGUUAUUAUCCUUUUCUACGAAUGGGGAUAAUACAGUAGUACUAGCUCCUAGGUGGUUGAUAGGAUUAAACGAGGCCAGGCAUGUAAAACACUCGCCAGUGCCUAGCACAUAGUAAGCAUAGUAAAUGGAUCAACAGCAAUCAACAGUAAGUAGCUGACUCUUUUGCUUUUCAACAUUUUCCUCUUCCAGGCACUGUUAUAGGUCGUAGGUUGGCAUCACAGGCCGAAGAGGAUAGGGGUUAGAGUAAAAAAAUCUGUUUUCCGGAGCCGGAAACCGGAGCGCUGAGCAGGGAAAGGCUUUGAAGUUCCGGCCGGCGAGGGAAGCGAGGUGCUCAGCGCGCUGCCCGCUGGGGCCCAACGCACUGACGCCGCGGCCAGGGGCGCGGUCACCGGCGCCGCCACCGCUCGCUGUGUCCCCUCCGAGGACCUCGGUUGUGGAUCGCAGGAACAAAAACAAUCCGGAAAAUCUGAACGGGGGGACGGGGGCGCCGAGCCUCUGUGCUUUGGGGUGCCGCCCCCAGUGCCCCCUCCAGUUCGGCUACUAGGCGUGGACCCGAGACCGCGGACUGCGCAGGCGCGCGGAGGCUCGCAGCCGCCCGCAGAGAGGCGGAGGCUGGGGUAGCGCCAACGUCUAAGGGCUGUUUGGCGCUGGUUGCACCUGAGCGGAGCCCGCCCCACGGUGGCAGACCCGGUCAUCCCUGUCGGCCCGGAGAGGUGCCCCAGGGCACCAGGCCCACCAGAGGAGAGGUUCAGCGCGGAUGCUCUGCCUGGUGGGAACCUAGGCUGCCUCGCGUUGCAGGCUUGCGUCCGAGGCUGGUCGUGGUCAGAAAGAAGAGAGGAGCGUGCUUUUCCUCCACUCAGCAUCUGGUCCUCCAUCAGCCCCAGAGGGGCUGCCACUGCCCAGUCACCACCUGACCCUUGAGCCUGGGGGUGGGGGCUUGGGAAACAAGCCUUCUCGUUCUGGGAGGGGUGGGGGGAUCCGAGGUGAUUCCCCAGCCCUGAACUCCAGCCAGCGCCCAGCCGACACUCAAUAAAGACCUGUUUACUGGAAUCUGGGAACAAGGCAGGCCUGCUCACCCUAGACCCAAGAAAUGAUAAGACAGCUCCUGGUCAGGUCCACUGUAUUACCGAAAUCUCACAGGAGUCUUGGGAGGGCAGCUGCCAGGUUAUCCUCCCCAUUUUACUGACAAGGCACACAGCCAGGAAUUGGUAGAGCAGAGUCUCAAAGGCAGGGCUAACUGCUCUGUCUGGGUCCUGGAUACUGAGGUCUGUUUUCUGGGCUGGCAAAGGACUCAGACUAGAGCAGUCCAUGAAGCAGGUCAUUUGGCGUGAAGCUGGGGGGUGGGAGGCAUUUGUCUCUCCAGCCUCCAUGGCUCCCUUUCCACUUCUAGAUGUGCCAUGCUUCUCCCUAGCCGCAUACCCCCUCGUGCCUAGGCAUUUCCUCCAUAAACGAUAGUCUCCAUGAGCUCUCUUCCCACUUAAUAUCAGCUGGGGUAGAGCAUUAAAUAUUCCCAUCAGUGGUAAAACAUUCUGAUUUUAGCAUUAUUAUAUGCAGUGUGAUAAAAAGAACCAUUUCAAAACAUGCCCUCAGUGGGACAUCGCUUUACUCUUUGAUGUCUUUCACCUUUGAUGACUCUCAGCACUCUGUCCACGAGUUCAUCCGUCACCUCACAGCCUUGGUUUCCUCCUUGGCAAACUGAGUGUGGCCUGGUGGUUAGGAGCCCAGCCCUGGGCUCAAGUCCCAGUUCCCCUGCUUGCUACUCUGCGCUUUGGGUAAGAGAAUUUACCUCUCUGAGCUUCAGUUUCCUCAUCUAUAAGAGACCUAUAAUACCUGCUCCCUAGUGUUUUUGUGUGGGUUCAUGAGUUGUUACAGGUGAAGGGCCAAGCACAGGGCCUGGCUAUCAUAAGCACUUGAUGAAUGGAAGUGGUUUUAGCUGGCACAAGGAUGAUGGUGGCCACUGAUGCCAAGAGGACAUCUCAGAUGCUCCUCACGCUUUAGGGUAUCUGAGCCCUUGCCCUGGCAUGUGGAGUAGUUGGGUGUGAACCCUCAGAUCCUUGCCUGGAGCAGAGGAGAGGGCAAGGGCUGAGCUUUUCCUCUGCUGGGCACUCCUGGGUGGGAUUUGAGAAUGGGGUCCAGGGGACCUUGCAGGGGCUCAGCCCUACCCUCUUCUCCCUCUCCUCUCCUCCUCCAGACUGUGGUACAGACCUCCAUGACCCGGUCCCAGGUCACCCUGCUGGGCCUGGGCCUGCUGUUCUUGCUGCUACUGUAUGUGGGGCUGCCAGGACCCCCUGAGCAGACCUCCUGGCUCUGGGGAGACCCCAAUGUCACAAUCCUGGCUGGUCUCACCCCUGGCAGCUCCCCCAUUUUUUACCGCGAGGUGCUCCCACUUCACCAGGCCCGCAGGGUGGAUGUGGUGCUGCUCCACGGAAAGGCCUUUAACUCCCGGACAUGGGAGCAGCUGGGCACACUGCAGCUGCUGGCACAGAGGGGCUACCGGGCCGUGGCCCUUGACCUCCCAGGUUUUGGGAACUCGGCACCUUCGAAGGAGGCAAGCACAGAGGCAGGGCGGGCACAGCUGUUGGAGCGAGUGCUGCAGGACCUAGAGGUGCAGAAUGUCGUGCUGGUGAGCCCUUCACUGAGUGGCUGCUAUGCCCUGCCCUUCCUGAUGCAAGGCCACCACCAGCUGCAUGGAUUCGUGCCCAUUGCACCUGCGUCCACCCAGAACUACACCCAAGAACAAUUCCAGGCCGUGAAGACCCCGACUCUCAUCCUGUAUGGGGAGCUGGACCGCGUCCUGGCUUGGGAGUCACUGCGGCAGCUCCGCCACCUGCCUAACCACUCUGUGGUGAAGCUGCGCGAUGCAGGCCAUGCCUGCUACCUCCACAAACCACAAGACUUCCACCUCGUCCUUCUUGCCUUCCUUGACCAUCUGCCUUGAGCUCACCCACUGUCCAGGCCCCAGGCCUGGCCUGAGCUUGGAGGAUCUGGACCAGUCUCCACCAGGGAGGCAGCCCCUGGGGUUGGAGGGUAGAGACCAGAGGGCCAGGCCCAGUCAGGACCUCUCAUUUCAUUUCAGAGGCACAAUAAAAGAAAGCAUUUUUGUUAUGCCUAGG